Micromonas pusilla CCMP1545 is the source of this 210-nucleotide messenger RNA. RefSeq lists its product as uncharacterized. The coding region runs from base 1 to 210 and encodes 69 amino acids. The record is from RefSeq and is a predicted model, not a curated record. The transcript has a single exon. NCBI's taxonomy places the organism in Eukaryota, Viridiplantae, Chlorophyta, Mamiellophyceae, Mamiellales, Mamiellaceae.
AUGCCGAAUCAGCGAACGCACCGCCGCCGUCGUCGUCGUAAGAACGGUGCAGAUCCAACCCCGCCGCGCGGACCCUUAGACGACAUCACCGAGGACCUGGCGUGUCUCGUGUUCACGCACGUGGACUACCUCAGAGACCGCCGCAGCCUCUCCGCCGUGAGCAAGGUCGUGGGUCGCGACAGGAAGCGUCUUGGCCCCUCGAAUGGAUAG